Messenger RNA from Colletotrichum chrysophilum, 411 nucleotides. RefSeq lists its product as uncharacterized. Gene Ontology annotation, molecular function: oxidoreductase activity. The record is from RefSeq and is a predicted model, not a curated record. Lineage: Eukaryota; Fungi; Ascomycota; Sordariomycetes; Glomerellales; Glomerellaceae. Bases 1 to 411 code for a protein of 136 amino acids. The transcript is spliced from 2 exons.
AUGAGCGGCCAAAUUGCCACAGAGACGCCACAAAACACAGUCUGCAGCAUAGCCUUUCUCAAGCGCAAAGCGGACUUGACGCAGGAGGAGUUCUACCAUCACUGGGAGAAUGUCCACGGGCCUCUUGUCAGACCCUGGGCCGAGAAGCAUGGCUUCAUCUCCUACACCCAGGUCCAUGCCGCGCAGGCGAUGAACAAAGGAGCAACACCUAUAGGACCCGAGUCUCGCGAUGCCAACUCUUUGGUGGGCUUCGACGGAUGCGCCGUCUUCGAACUGCCCAGCCUCGAGGUGUUUACAGCCGCUUUCAAGGAUGACUACUACCUCAACGUGAUCGAACCCGACGAGAAGAACUUUAUCGACAAGAAGGCCGGUGUAAUGAGGUCCAGGGGCGAUAUGAGGAAGAUCCUGUAG